Molecule: messenger RNA, 1339 nt
Organism: Xiphophorus maculatus (southern platyfish)
Lineage: Eukaryota; Metazoa; Chordata; Actinopteri; Cyprinodontiformes; Poeciliidae
Gene: mrps22
Product: mitochondrial ribosomal protein S22
Exons: 8
Coding region: 18-1043 (341 amino acids)
Cellular component (GO): mitochondrial small ribosomal subunit
Molecular function (GO): structural constituent of ribosome
Source: RefSeq, a predicted model, not a curated record
AUGAGGUAAUAACAAAGAUGGCGGCGCUCGGCACAGCGCGUUGCUUAUUUCAGAGCUUUUAUCGGGUUAAAGAUGUACAGAGGAUCAAGAAAACAUUGCUCAGAUGCAGCGCGAGAACGUUUUGUGAUGAAACAAGUGAAAAUGCACCAAGAGCUGGUGCAAAGCCCCGGUUCACAGAUGCAGCUGUGCAGGACGUCCUCAGCAGGAUAACUGGACUGGACCUGCAGAAAGUCUUCAGACCCAUUAAACAAGAACUGAAACCGCCCACCUAUAAACUUAUGACGGAUGAACAGCUGGAACAGGCUAUUCAGGUUGCCACAGAAGAAGCAAAGAAGCAGCUACAGAUGCCCCCCGUACUUCCAGAGAGGAAGCCCAUCAACGACGUCCUGGCUGUGGAUAAGAUCCUGGAUGGCAUGGACACAGCCAAAUAUGUUUUCACUGACAUCACCUACAACAUCCCACACAGGGAGAGGUUCAUAGUUGUACGAGAGCCUGAUGGGACUCUUAGGAAGGCGACUUGGGAGGAGAGAGAUCGUUUUGUUCAGGUUUAUUUCCCCAAGCAGGGCCGGAAGCUGACGCCACAUGUCCUCUUCAAAGAAGAGAACCUGAAGACUGUGUUCUCCCAGGACCGUCAUGAGGAUGUGUUGAACCUGUGUCUGGUCCAGUUUGAGCCAGAUUCUGCAGAUUACAUAAGAGUGCAUGAAGCCACAUAUGAGGACCUGGAAAAAACCGGCAAAUACAAUCUUCUGCGAUCCACCAGGCACUUUGGAGGCCUGGCUUGGUACCUGGUCAACGCUCGCAGAGUGGACGGACUUAUAGUGGACAUGCUGAGGAGAGACAUGCUACAAGAUGCCAUCAGCCUUGUGUCUCUGUUCUAUAUGGUCCAUCCACACAGUGAAUCGGCUCAGGAAGCUGUCGGCCAACAGGCCACUGGUACUGACCUACUGAAGAUCUAUUCUCUAAAGGAGUCUCAGAGGUCGGGCUACAUCGAUCUGGCUCUGCAGGCCUACGAAGAGAAAGCCGCUGAAGGCUCGGCUUCCUAACGUCCCUACAUCCUAGUAACAACCUGAACUUUUACUUCAGAAGUAAAAUGUUACAAAAAGCCAGAGCUGAAGUUAUGUUCCACAUGAAACAUGACUGCUACUGUUCUUUGCCUCCCUGGGUCCAUCUUCACUGAAAGGAAAGCUUCGAUCUAAGGACUCAACUCCAAAACUUUGUUAUAUUUGCAGAGACUUUGUUCAUAUAUGUAUUUCAUUUUAAUCACUGGAAUUAAAAUGAGCAACAUACGAUUAAUAUUAUGUUAUGGUAACCUCAAGCUAUCCUGAAAAAUAAAGAGAAA